Molecule: messenger RNA, 3127 nt
Organism: Pseudomyrmex gracilis
Lineage: Eukaryota; Metazoa; Arthropoda; Insecta; Hymenoptera; Formicidae
Gene: NT1
Product: neurotrophin 1
Exons: 9
Coding region: 92-2008 (638 amino acids)
Biological process (GO): central nervous system formation; regulation of Toll signaling pathway; innate immune response
Cellular component (GO): extracellular region
Molecular function (GO): growth factor activity; Toll binding
Source: RefSeq, a predicted model, not a curated record
AGAGAUUUCUGUAAACAGUUGCAGUGACAGUGACAGUGGUAGAUUGCUGAUCGAUACUGACGCUGUUAAUGAAUCUUGGUGGCUCCUUAGGAUGAGGAUAGGACGGUCGUGCUGGGUGCUGCUGACGGUCGCACUGCUGUCCCCGAUCUGUGCCGAGAAGGACGCCGGCGAUGUAAACGUCGACGAUGGCGAGAAAGCGCAGGAGAAGAUAUCGGCGUCGCUCAGGCUCGUCGGCGAGGACGGCAAAAACAAAACGAGCAAAGUUCAAGAAGCGGUAACACCGAGAACGCGCGCGACUCCGCCGCAGAAGCUGGCGCGGUUGAUUUCCGCGAGAACGUCCAGCAACGAUUCCGCCAGCGCGACUUCCACCACGCCGCUUCCCGUCGACGGAAACAACAGAAGAGAGAAUGGGAGCAGGGAGCUGACGCUGCCGAGCAACGCGGACGUGAUGACGAUGAGGUUCGUAUCCGAGGAUUCCGAGGAUUCGGACGAGGACGAGCGGGAUGACGAGACUCCCGAGGCAUUACCCGAGGCGCAGGAAUUGCGACUGAUAAGAACUGGCGAUCGACGACGACCCGUCCACAUCAAGUCGUCGCGACCCCUGAGGCCGUCCGCGACAAACAGAAGAAACGUUUACGCAGUUCCGUUGCGGCCGCCCGUCAUGCGACCGUCUAAACGGCCGAGCGAACCGAAAAGGAAGCCCACGGAAAACGAAUGCACUUUCUUCACGAAGACAGUGUGUCUCGAGGCCAACGAUUAUCCGCACGAGGCGAUAAUGAGGAGUUUAAGAUCCAACAAGGAAAUGGUAGCGGCACUGCUCACGGAUUACAAGGCGCAGGAAGAUGCGGGAAGUGCCGAGGAAAAAUUGCCCGUACCUUUGCCGUUGGAGACCAAAUACGAGAAUCGCUACGAAAACAGAUACGAGAGUAACGAAAUCAAAAGAAGAUCCGACAAUCCCUUCGACAACGUGGAAGAGGGUUUCACCUGUCCGUCAACUGUCAAAUACGCCCGCCCGCAAUUGGCGAGAGCCGCUUCCGGUGUCUGGAAGUAUAUAAUAAAUACAGGUGAACACACCCAGACGAUACGACUCGAAAAAUGCUCCAAUCCGCAAUCAAGCUGCUCGUUCAUUUCCGAGAACUAUCGUUCCUCCUGCGUGCAAAUUUACAACUAUCACCGGCUGCUGACGUGGGAUCAGAAACUGGGACUGCACAUGGACAUAUUCAAGGUGCCGACCUGCUGCAGCUGCCACGUGCACGGCUACUCCGAGAUCUUUCCGCCGCAUCAGAAGGAUCCCCCGCCGAAGAAGAAGGAGACGUUCCCGGGCGCGGACUUCGCUACGAUCAACGAUCAGAAGGACGACUUCCAGGACAUAAACAAGCCCAAUGGUCUCAAUCAAGUCAGCAAGUUUCCUAAUCCCAUCUCGAGUUUCGAUUCCAUCCUCGGUACGUCCUUGAUUAUCACUCGUUCACCAGUCGACUACGAUCUCGGUGAACACGUCCCGUUUGCCACAGGAUCCAGCAACAAGAAGCCGGUGCUGGAGGUCAGUCCGACGAACAGGCCCAGCUUCACCAUUCCCAACAGAAACAGACACAAGAAGCCCGCGCCUAUCCCGAGGCCGUACGACAAAUUGCCGCAGCAGCACGCGCCCAACACGCGAGCACCGGGUUACAAAGGACCGUUGACGAAGGGGACUAGACCGAACCGACUCAACAGGCCGCCCUUUAGACGGGAGUCCACCUCCCACGUUGAGGAUUACACGGAGACUCCCAUGAACAGCUCCGUCACCAUUCGUUACAGUCAGCCGUACGAUCAGGACGUGGACGCUACGUCGAGACUGCAGAACGGCGGCUUCGACGACGAAUACCAGGAGCCGCAGAAGAGAAUUAAUUACAGCUAUCAUCCCAUCAUUGACUUCUUCAAACCGGAAGCGUCCAUGCUGCAAUCGGAGACGCAAUCCGCCGCGCAGAUUCAGAACGACAAUAACGCGUGGAAGCCGAUGAUAUCUUAAAUUGUAGUGUUCUUUCCUCGGAGUACCUGAUAUCUUUAUAAUAAUUUUCAAAUUAUAAAAAAAAAAAAAUUUUAUAUAGAUAGAGAUGUUUCAUACAGAUAUAUGUACUUAGAUAUAGUUUACUGUCACACAACACACACACACACACAACAACAACACACACACACACACACACACAAAUUUUAUAUCGUGCUAAAGAAUUAAUAGGCGUAGAAAAAUUUGUGUAUAAAUUUUUUUCUUUUGACGCUCAAUCGACCGGAUAUCUGAAACCUAUGAACGGGUUUCGUUUGUCAACCGGCAGUCUAUUAAUCGGCUUUCUUUUGCUGCCAGCGUUUAUCGAUCGGAAGCGGCUUUUAGCGGCUACCGAGCCGCAAGAGUGAGUGAGCUUUGAUGUUUACGCGAAUUGGAGAUUCCACUCUCGAGACGGUCGAUUAAGUGUUAAAAACACGGAGUUCAAAGUAAAUAUUAAUAAAUCUGUAGUUGUAAUCAUUCAGUAGAGGAUAUUACGGCCACAACGGGCAGAUGCAAUGAUCUUUUUUUUUCUUUUUUUCAUUUGAAUAAAUUCACUUUGACUUGUACUAUUUAUUAAUCGUUAUCUCCCUAUGCGUUAUUUAUGUACGUUUGUUUUAUAUCAAUAAAAUGAGAUAGAGAUAUAUAUAUAUAUAGAGCGAGAGAAAGAGACAGUGUUUCUUUUACUUACUUUACAACCGUAGUUGGUUUCACUUCCUGGUUAACGAGAGAAUGACACGUUCUCGUUUCCGAUGUGUUCACUAGUAAGAAUAUCUUCGUGUAUUUCACGCCAUUUUCACUAAUUUCACUUUAAACGCGAUAAACACGUAAUGAAAACGUAAAACUCUACCGUUCUUGCUCUCCCUCGAACUCCGACUUUGUUUCGCGCGAAUUUGGCACCGCUCGGAUAAAGGCUGCCAAUCUAAAGCGAACAUCCCGAUAUUGCUCACCUGACUGCGUUCAGAAACAAGCUCAUGUAGCCAAUCGAAUAAGAUUGGCUCUCUCUUUUAAAAACAAGGCUGUGUUCAGACGUGUGAGAAAUAAAAAUUGCGUUCUUUUACCAGGAUUCUCACACAUGCGUGUCGAAGGUGUAUUAAAAUCCGGCCUAUU